CGCACCCGCGCACAAGGGGAUGUCCAAAUUGGAUGACAAGGUGGAUUGUGCUUUCGAAGGGUUUAAUAGCCUUGGCUUCGCAAUGCUAUGAACCGUAGCUUCACCCGUGGACUUUACUGGUCUCCGUUUCCUCUGCUCAGCUGCAUCACAUCGCAGGAUAGCUAGCCAGUCACCCCUGUCUUCACGUGCAUCAACAACUGCGUUGUCAAGAUGUUCGACUCACCAGAUUGGGUUUUCACUAUGUUUGCUUUCCUGGGAUUCCUGUGCUGCAUGAUCCCGCUUCCCUGGCAUUUGGAGGCAUGGAAUACUGGAACUUGUCUUUACAUGAUCUGGACCGGUCUAUCGUGUUUAAUACAGUUCAUUAACUCGAUCGUUUGGCAGUCGAAUGUGGUUAACUGGGCUCCAGUGUGGUGUGACAUCACCUCCAAAUUCAUAAUCGGGGCCAACGUUGCCAUUCCUGCUUGUUCACUUUGCAUCAACCGUCGUCUCUACCACAUCGCAUCAGUUUCUUCCGUCACGAAGACGAGAGCUCAGAAGAGACGCGACAUUAUGACCGAUCUCGCUAUUGGCCUCGGUAUCCCCGUCCUGGAGAUGAUUCUGCAGUAUAUCGUGCAAGGACAUCGGUUCAACAUUUUUGAGGAAGUUGGCUGUUAUCCAGCCACUUUUAACACCCCUCCCGCAUAUGCAUUGGUAUUUACGUGGCCCUUGGUCCUCGGGUGUAUCUCUGCUUACUAUUGUGUCCGCACCAUUGUCGAACUAGCCCAGCGUAGGGCGCAGUUCAUGGAGUUCCUUUCUGUGAACAAGAACCUGAGUUCCAGUCGUUACUUCCGCCUCAUGGGUCUUGCUGGCAUUGAAAUGUUAUGCACGAUUCCUCUGGGUGCCUAUGUCAUCUACCUCAAUGCCACUGCCCAACCAAUUUUACCCUGGAUCAGUUGGGCGGACACGCACUCCAAUUUCUCUUUUGUCGGAAUAGUUCCAUCAGUGGUAUGGCGCGCGAGCGGUCCUACUGUGUUGUCGAUCGAGCUCAGCCGGUGGCUCCUCGUCGUCUGCGCAUUCGUCUUCUUCGCUUUCUUCGGGUUCGCCGAUGAGGCCAGGAAGAACUACCGCCUUGCCUAUGUUUCGGUUGCGAAGCGCGUGGGUAUUUCGACAGCUGGUACUAUGUCGACUGGAGGAGGGUCUUGGACAACUGGUUCAAAAUCAGAGAUGGCAUGCAACAGCCGCACUGCCACUAUGCCCGUGUUCGUCACUCAACGCACCGAACAGAAGCGCGAUUCUCUCACUUCGUUCUCCACCGACAGCUCCAUGGGCGAGUUCAACCUGGCAUUCAACGAUGCCAAGGAGAUUCCAUACUCGCCAACAGAAACGGCCGCGGGUUCUAUAUCAAAGGAGUCGCUCCCGAGCACGCCUGUUGAUGAACAGACAGUUCAUCUACCAGAUACACCUGCUCUUCCCCAGUAUAUCGUCGAUUCGCCUGAAUCGCUGCGCAAUUCAGUUGAUAUUGUCUGAUCUAUAACCACAAAAAACGGAUUUUUUUUGGCUUUCUCCUUCCAUUCCUUACGCGGUUGGUUUAUUGUAUUGUUAGCACAGUCACUCCCUGGAAUCUCGAGGUACCCACUCCGUUAUCUGUUUGUAUACCCACUAGUUUCAACUACCUUUAUCCCUAUUUGUAUGAGUUCGGUCUCAUGUAGACAGUGUAGCAAUCUUUGUCGGUCGGCCCAAUAGAAUAUUUUCAAACGAGCGGAAUAUGUUGGGAUUUCA
Messenger RNA from Suillus subalutaceus, 1758 nucleotides. RefSeq names its product pheromone A receptor-domain-containing protein. Gene Ontology annotation, molecular function: mating-type alpha-factor pheromone receptor activity. Lineage: Eukaryota; Fungi; Basidiomycota; Agaricomycetes; Boletales; Suillaceae. Gene Ontology annotation, biological process: G protein-coupled receptor signaling pathway. The transcript has 6 exons. The record is from RefSeq and is a predicted model, not a curated record. Bases 211 to 1506 code for a protein of 431 amino acids. Gene Ontology annotation, cellular component: membrane.